Messenger RNA from Eutrema salsugineum, 1005 nucleotides. RefSeq lists its product as uncharacterized. The coding region runs from base 1 to 1005 and encodes 334 amino acids. NCBI's taxonomy places the organism in Eukaryota, Viridiplantae, Streptophyta, Magnoliopsida, Brassicales, Brassicaceae. The transcript is spliced from 3 exons. The record is from RefSeq and is a predicted model, not a curated record.
AUGAGCAGGUUUCCGGAUAGAAUGUUUGCCUUAGGAAACGAACCGGAGAAUAAGAAGGUGAACACCUACUUUCAGCUAACCUAUCUUGACACAAUCAGUUUUGCUUUGGAAGAAGACCAUAUGGAGAAGCUUUCAUUGUCUCAGUUUGGAAAACCGAUGGAAGUAGGUAACAAGAUUGCUUCAUCAGUUAGAUUCCUUCACUUCAUCUUGUCUCGGCAGCUAGUUACGAAGAAAAAAAAAGAGCUUUGGUGUCUAUUCGCUGGCCAGCCAAUCCGUUUUUCUAUUAGGGAUUUUGCUAUUACGACAGGCCUAGAUUGCUCCAAGUUGCCACCUGCGAAAAAGCUCAAAGAAGACCGGGUCAAUGCCGAGACUAUUGAGUUGUUUGGGUCAGAGAAGAAUGCGACUCCUGGAUGGAUUGCAACAACACUUGCUGGCAGACCAUACAAGGACAAAGAGACUAGAUUUAAGCUAGCUUGCUUACUUCUUAUCGAUGGGAUUGUAUGCCCGACUUCUAGGAAUGCAAAGAUAAGUGCCGAGCACAUUAUGAUGGUGCAGGAUGUUGAUAAAUUCCUGGAAUAUCCAUGGGGUCGGAAAUCUUUUGAUUUGACCAUACACAGCAUCAAAACAAGGACGGCAACACCAUCGUACCUGUGCCAGCCGACGUGUGCAUUUCAGGGGUUUAUACAUGCAUUACAAAUGGUGAUUUUGGAAUGUGCUCCCGCUAUUCUCAAGAAGGAUCUGAAAGGAAAAUCAAGCGAACCUAAUUUGGUGGAUGAAGACGAUACCCCCAGUAUACGUCCUGGUUCUAUGAAACCCGUAAACAUCUCAAUGCCGCAUGUCAAGUAUCUUGACAAGUCUCAGAAGGUGGCUGUGAAAUCAAUUUUGCCGGACGACGAAAAUAUUUUGGAUGAUACCGACUUGGAGCUGGAUGAUGAUGUCCCGGACGAAAGUGUUGACAAAUUGCGUUCAUCUAAAGGGAAAAAGGCCAAAACCAACUCGAAUUAA